AUCUGGAACAAAAAUAAUAAAGAUUUCGCUUGUCGGAGGAAAAAAUUACAUCACUAGUAACGAUGUAAAUAUCUGUAAAUGAUUUUUUUGGUAACUCAACGGCUCGAUGAAAAUUUGUUAUUAAAGAAAUAUUCGAUUAAUUAUGAGUAAAGAUAUUAUUUUAUCAAGCAGUUCAGUGAUGAACGCAUCGACUCUGACUAUAGGCUCACAACUGCGAAAUAUGGCCAUUCCCUCACCACCAAGUUUGUCAUCUUCAUCUGAGGAAGAUGAUAGUGAUGGCAUUAGUGACGAUGAAACAUUUGCAAUCAAGAGUUUUGAUCAUCAAAAUGAAAUCUCUAGACUUCGUCUCGCAGAAAAUAACAUUAAUCAAGAUUUAUCUAAUUUGACAUUAGUUGGUCCUGAAACACAAGCUCGCCUGGAAGCCUUACUGGAAGCUGCUGGAGUUGCAACUGACGGGAAGGCUUUUACAGAUCCUGAAGUAUUAAGGAGGUUAACCUCUUCAGUUAGCAGUGCUUUGGAUGAAGCUGCAGCAGCUUUAACUAGAAUGAGAUCACAAUCUGGAAAUAAUACAUCAAGUCAAAAUAAUGCACAAGGUACAAGGAGUCUUGUUGAAGCUUGUAUUGAAGGAGACAUCACAGCAGUACGGAAACUGCUUGAUGAAGGUCGCAGUGUCCAUGAGCCGACUGAAGAAGGAGAAAGUUUACUUUCUUUGGCAUGUUCUGCAGGAUAUUAUGAAUUAGUUCAAGUUCUUCUUGUUAUGAAUGCAAAUAUUGAAGAUAGAGGAGUUAAAGGUGAUUGCACACCGUUAAUGGAAGCUGCGAGUGGUGGUUUUGUUGAUAUUGUUCAAUUGUUGCUGCAACAUGGUGCAAAUGUCAAUGCUCAAUCUUCAUCUGGAAACACAGCUCUUCAUUAUGCAAGUUGCAGUGGUUAUGAUGAUGUUGUUCAAGCUUUAAUUCAACAUAAUGCAGAUUUGGAGCAUCAAAAUGAAAAUGGACAUACACCUUUAAUGGAAGCUGCAAGUGGUGGUCAUAAUAAAGUAGCCAAAUUACUUUUAGAUAAUGGUGCUGGAAUAAAUACCCACUCUAGUGAAUUUAAAGAAAGUGCUUUAACUCUAGCAUGUUAUAAAGGUCAUGUUGAAAUGGUUGCUUUGCUUCUUGAAAGAGGAGCUGACCAAGAACAUAAAACAGAUGAAAUGCAUACUGCUCUAAUGGAAGCAUCAAUGGAUGGCCAUGUUGAAGUUGCUCGAUUACUGCUGAAUCAUGGAGCUCAGGUUAAUAUGCCAGCUGACAGCUUUGAGUCUCCUUUGACAUUGGCUGCAUGUGGAAGUCAUGUUGAACUUGCACAACUUCUUAUUGAGCAUAAAGCUAAUCUUGAAGAAGUUAAUGAUGAAGGUUAUACUCCAUUGAUGGAAGCAUCUCGAGAAGGUUAUCUUCCUAUGGUGGCAUUACUUCGAGAACAUGGAGCUAAUAUUAAUGCACAAACAGAAGAAACCCAAGAAACAGCAUUAACAUUGGCAUGUUGCGGAGGGUUUCAAGACGUUGUUUUAUAUCUUCUGGAGUGUGGUGCUAAUAUAGAGUUAGGUGCAUCGACACCAUUGAUGGAAGCUGCUACUGAAGGUCAUGUUGAACUUGUAAAGCUUCUUCUAGAGCACGGUAGCAAAGUGAAUGCAACAACUGCAACUGGAGAUGCUGCAUUAACAUAUGCAGCUGAGAAUGGUCACACUGAUGUUGUUGAAGUACUGAUUCAUUAUGGUGCAAAUAUAGAACAUGAGUCUGAAGGGGGUAGAACUCCACUUAUGAAAGCUGCUCGUGCUGGACACUUGUGCACUGUAGGAUAUCUCAUAAGUCAAGGUGCUGAUGUAAAUCGCAAAACAACAGGAAAUGAGCAUUCAGUACUCUCUUUGGCUUGUGCUGGUGGUCAUGCUGCUGUAGUAGAACUGUUAUUAACAAGAGGAUCAAAUGCAAGCAUGAAACUUAAGGAUAAUUCAAGUAUGCUUAUUGAGGCUGCAAAAGGAGGUCACACUAAUGUAGCUUGUUUACUUAUUGAUGCAGUCCAUCACCAAAAUUACAUUCCAAACGAUCUAGCUAAUCAUGCUGGUUAUCCCUCUCCUGUAUCUUCUUCUGGUCAAGCAAGUAAUUCUUCUUAUCAUAUUUGUUCAGACCACCUACAUCACCUACACCAACAUGAGUGCCCCUUUCAAUGUUCUCAUUUGCAAAUGCCCCUAACCUCUCAACAUCCGUUAUCGCCAGACUGCUUUAAUCAUAACUGCACGUUUGUUCCACCUGUUAUUCAACCUAAUUCCCUUCCGAGUCACAAUUAUCAAACUUUGCAUAGCCCAAUAUAUGAUAGUGAACCAUUUACUGCAGAUAUUGAUGUAAAUACAUCACCUUCUGAUAUUUAUUUACCUAAUAUACCAAUUUCUCUGUCCAAUUCUCUUUCUCUGGCAAAUCUUACUCCUGCUGACCUGCAUUCAUUAGCACAAGCUCUUUCUUUUUCUUCAAUGUCUGUAAUUCAGCAAGAACAACAAUUUUCUAACACAACAGUUACAGAAAACAUUUCAGCAAAUAUAACAUUUCCAGUUAUAGAGCCUCACAUAAAUAGUUUUACUACACAAUCAGAAGUUUGUACACCUUCACCAUCCGAUACAACAACAGCUGUAGUAACAAGUGCUAAUCGUAUGAUUGCUUCAACAGGUGUUCAAACAGAAGACACAAUAUCAAUGAUUCAGAAACUUACAAACAGUGUUCAUCAGCUGAAUGCAUUACAAAGUUUUGCUGCUGCUCAUAAUCUAGAACUAGUUAAUCUUGGAGAAAUUACACUUCCUCCUGCUCCAUUUCCUUUAGAAGAAGAAGAUAUAGACUCUGGAGUUGUAGCAAAUAGCUCACGACAUGUUUCGCUAAGUUCAAUGUCAACUGUGACAAGAGAAGAACCCAUUGGGGAGUGUAGUCCACCUUCAAUAUGCCAAAGUGCAAUUGCUCCACCUUUGCAGCCUGUUAUUACGCCAUUAAUUCCAACAGUCGACAUAAAUCAAGCAACAGAAAGUAAUCAUGACACAGCACUAACAAUUGCUUGUGCUGGUGGGCAUGACGAACUUGUCCAACUUUUGCUAGCCAGAGGAGCAAGUAUCGAACAUCGUGAUAAAAAAGGUUGCACACCCUUGAUAUUAGCAGCUACUGCUGGUCAUGUAAGUACUUGUCAUAUACUUCUUGAACAUGGUGCAGAAAUUGAAGCCCAGUCUGAUCGCACUAAAGAUACAGCUUUAUCACUUGCAUGUUCAAGUGGUAGACAAGAGGUUGUUGAACUUUUAUUGAUGUCAAACGCUAAUUAUGAACAUCGUAAUGUGUCUGAUUAUACUCCACUGAGUUUAGCAGCAUCAGGAGGAUAUGUUGGCAUUAUUAAGCUUCUGCUAAAUCAUGGCGCUGAAAUUAAUUCAAGAACAGGAAGUAAACUUGGAAUAUCUCCUCUAAUGCUUGCUGCGAUGAAUGGCCACGUUGCUGCUGUUAAGCUUUUACUUGAUCGAGGCUCUGAUGUAAAUGCACAGAUUGAAACAAAUCGAAAUACAGCUCUUACUCUAGCAUGCUUUCAAGGUAGAACAGAAGUUGUUGGUCUACUUUUAGACAGAAAAGCUAAUGUUGAACACAGAGCAAAGACUGGUCUAACACCAUUAAUGGAGGCUGCCUCUGGUGGGUAUGUUGAUGUUGGGAGAGUUCUAAUUGAUCGAGGAGCUGAUGUCAAUGCACAACCUGUUCCUUCCUCAAGGGAUACAGCAUUAACAAUUGCAGCUGAUAAAGGUCACUACAAGUUUGUUGAACUGCUCAUCAUUGUUGGUGCUGCUGUAGAUGUUCGAAACAAGAAGGGGUGUACUCCAUUAUGGCUGGCAGCUAAUGGUGGCCAUAUUGAUGUAGUCACUUUGCUAGCUCGAGAUUAUGCAGAUGUAAAUGCAACAGAUAAUCGUGGUGUUUCAUGCUUAAUGGCUGCCUUUCGUAAAGGUCAUGUAAAAGUUGUUAAGUGGUUAGUGAAGCAUGUAUCACAGUUUCCAGCAGAAUCAGACUGUAAACGCUACAUCCAAACUGUAUCUGAUAAGGAUUUGCAAAUAAAACUUCAAGAGUGCUAUGAAAUUAUCAAUGCUGCAAAAAAACGUCAAGAAGCAGAAGCAAACAAAAAUGCAUCAAUUUUAUUAGAAGAGUUAGAUCAUGAAAAAAAAAAAGAAGAACGAAGAAAGAUUGCUGCGCAAAAGAAAAGAGAUAAAAAGAAAAUGAAAAAAAAGAAAAAGUGUGGAAGUAAAGAAACUAAUGAUGAUAACGAUGAAGAUGAGCAAGAUGAAGAUCCAGAUGCUACAUAUGAUCAUAUUAACUUUCCAUUUUGCACGGGAAAUGAGAGAACACCUAUAAUCAUUAAUGACGAUCGACCUGAUUUAUCCACCGCUGAAAUUAAACUGAAAUCACAAAAACAGUUAAAAUGUAAAAAAAAAGAAAAGAAGAAUCGUUUGAAGAGGAAUGAAAGUACUGACAAAGAUGAAGAAUUUGAUCAAUUGCAAACCUUUGAUCUUGAUGCUCUAACGAAUCUCGCAAUUACAACUGCAGCUCAAAUGGUUUCUUCUAUUAAACCUCUUGAGACAGUAAGUGCAGCAACUGCUGCUCAAGUAACAAUAGCAGUAGCCACUUCUAUUAUCACAAGAAGUACAACAAAAACAUCAAAGUUAAAAUUACCUCUUGGUGAAGAGGUUGCUGCUACAAUGGCUGCUGCUGCUGCACAAUGCGCAAUAGUUACGUCUAACUCUGUUAUUCUUAAUGCUGUGAGCCCUAAAAAGACACGAAGAGCUGAGGAUGGAUGGAAGGAAGUUACACGAAGUGCUCCACAAUCACGUUCUAAGAAAAUUCUUAUUCCAGCUUCUUUAAUUUCACGAGUAAUUGGUCGAGGAGGUUGCAAUGUUAAUGCUAUUCGAGAACAUACUGGAGCACUUAUCGAUAUUGAUACAAAUAGGAAAAAAGCGAAUGGAGAUUGUAUGGUCACAAUCAAAGGCACGCAACAAUCUACUCGCCAAGCUUCAAAUCUUAUCCAAUCACUAAUAGAUAAUCCUGAUGACGAUGUCGCAGAAAUUUUACCUUCAACAUCUACUUGUAAAACACCUUCAAUAUUUGAAAAUAAUGUUUUGCCUUCAAAUUCUACAGUUUCUAAAUCUUUGAGUAAUCAAAAAACUGUUUCAAAACAUUCUAAUCAAAGACAUAUAUCAGUAUCAUCUUCUACUCAAAAUUCAAUUUAUCAACAAAAUCAAACAAUACCAGUUAAUAAAAACAGUACUGAACGAUCUGACUUACCUCCAAAGGAUUUUUCCUUCCAUAAUGGCAAAUCAGGAUCAACCCUCACUGGUUGGGAAAGAGAUGAACCGCCACGAUUUCGUAAAGCUGAAAACAGUGUCAUUUCUCAACCAAUCACACAGUCAACCUUUACCACAUCAACAAAAACUAAUAUUUUAAAAUCUUCUACUUCAUUAUCAACAAAUGUUGUAAGUUCAGCAUCAAUCAUUUCAGAUCUUUCAAAAGCAAAACUACCAAAACCAAUUGGUAGUAACCGUCCAUCUAGUACAACUGUUAAACAACCUCAGUCGAUUUCGUCUACAAAUACACUUGAGUCUGUGACUGCCACUCUUCAUUCAACUUUAGAUAAUUUAUUAUCACAAGUUGCUACUCAACGCAGUCCAAUGAUUUGGAAUGAGUAUCAAGAUCGUUCUAAGCUUGUUUCCAGCACAACUGCUGUGGCAACAUUGGUAACAUCUCCCAAUAGCAUAACAUCUAGCUUUUCACGAGAUCAAUUUCGUUCAAAUUCUAUUUCUCAAAAUUCUUCACAAGACUCAAUGUGUCAUUCCAGAACACCUUCUAUAUCUCCAAUUUCUAAUAAAUCGAUCUCUCCACCUCCGCUUCCUCCAGAUGAGAAACCACAUUUAAAUCCAAUCGGUAGUGAACGAGGAAAUAAAAAGUGCAUCUCUAACCCAUUACUUGGUUUUAAUGAAUUGCCUACGCUACUUCAAGGUGUAGAAAACAAUCAAAGAUUAUGGCAAUUUGAAUAUCCAUCUGUAAAACCAUCAUGGACUACAACGCAAUCAACACCGGGGUGGGUUCGUGAAAAUACAAACAAACCUCAGAUGAAUGGAAUUUUACUUGAAGAAAAUAAUCAGGAAAAUCAAACACUUCAAAGUCUUCUAGAGAGUUUGUCACUUUCUAAUCACCUAAAUUUAUUCCAAAAAAAUGAAAUCGACCUUGAUGCAUUAUUACUAAUGUCAGAACAAGAUUAUGCUGAUAUUGGCCUACCAAAGGAACCUCGAAUGAAACUUCUUAACAGUUUAAAUCGGAUUUACUCGAAUAGUUCUCAACCUCAUCAAGUGCGACCUGGAUCUAAUGGUGUCCAUCCUGUGCAACAUCAUGUGAUCACGUCAAUACAUCCAGAGCCAAUGUGGAAACCUUCUCCGUUACCUAUAAAUGGUUUGGUCCAUCCAAUGCUUCGUCCUGAGUUUAGACAACCAGUUGGUAUGCAAAAUAGUUUGCAAUUUCACGGCCCUCAAAUCAUGAAACCAUGGCAACCAUGGAGUAAUCAAAUCGAUCAAUGAGUUAAAGAUAUGCUUGCAUUUCAAUAUACUCGUUGCCGAAUUUUUUUGUCUCGAUGAUUCGUAUAACUUUUACGUUGAUCCGUGAUCAGGCUUUAUUUAGAUUUCUAUGCUUUAAAUUCAUGUUAAUUGUUCAUUUUUACGUUUUGUUAAUUUCUUCGCUAAACUUAAACUUGAUUUUUUUGUAUAUUUCCUCGCUAUUUUCAUGUUUUUGGAAGACUUGAAAGUUUGUAAUAUAAUUUUGAUCAAAGCCUAUGCCACACGAUAACAUUUUGAUGUUAAAUUAUGUCUUGAUAUUAAAUGUUGCUACAUAUAAAUAAAAAUAACAAUAAA
Molecule: messenger RNA, 6934 nt
Organism: Hydra vulgaris (swiftwater hydra)
Lineage: Eukaryota; Metazoa; Cnidaria; Hydrozoa; Anthoathecata; Hydridae
Product: ankyrin repeat domain-containing protein 17
Biological process (GO): innate immune response
Cellular component (GO): cytoplasm
Molecular function (GO): RNA binding; protein binding
Source: RefSeq, a predicted model, not a curated record